AUGGCGAGGAAAGGCCGGAGGGGCUGCGACUGCCAGCGCUUCCUGAGGAACAACUGGCUGCUGCUCAGCACGGUCUGCGCCGUGGUGCUGGGUAUUGGGGUAGGAGUUCUAGUACGGGAAUAUGGCAAGCUCUCCAACCUGGAUAAGUUCUACUUUGCAUUUCCUGGAGAGGUUCUGAUGAGAAUGCUCAAACUCAUCAUUCUACCCUUGAUCAUAUCAAGCAUGAUUACAGGUGUUGCUGCUUUGGACUCCAGCGUUUCUGGGAAGAUUGGUUUGCGUGCCGUUGUAUAUUAUUUCUGCACUACAGUCAUAGCUGUAAUUCUAGGGAUUGUGCUAGUUGUGACCAUCAAACCUGGGGUGUCUCAGAAAGCUGAUGAAAUUGACAGAACAGGCAGUACCCCUGAAGUCACAACAGUGGAUGCCAUGCUAGAUCUGAUUAGGAAUAUGUUCCCAGAAAACCUCGUCCAGGCUUGUUUUCAACAGUAUAAAACCAAACGUGAAGAAGUGAAACUUACAAAUGAACUGGAAAAAAACAGCACCACCGUUACAGAAGAGCCUGUUACAAUUGUCAUGACAACAGAGGUUUUGGAGAACAAAACCAAAGAAUACAAAAUAGUGGGCAUGUAUUCCGAUGGCAUUAAUGUGCUGGGCUUGAUUGUCUUUUGUCUUGUCUUUGGAAUUGUUAUUGGGAAAAUGGGAGAAAAGGGACAAGUUCUGGUGGACUUUUUCAAUGCACUGAACGAUGCUACAAUGAAAAUUGUUCAAAUAAUCAUGUGGUAUAUGCCACUUGGCAUUUUGUUCUUGAUUGCUGGCAAGAUAAUAGAAGUUGAGGACUGGGAAAUCUUUCGCAAACUGGGUCUUUAUAUGGCUACAGUACUAAGCGGACUUGCAAUCCAUUCUGUUGUAGUUCUGCCACUGAUCUACUUAAUAACAGUAAGGAAAAACCCUUUUCGGUUUGCCAUAGGGAUGGCUCAGGCACUUCUGACAGCCCUCAUGAUCUCCUCCAGUUCAGCAACUCUGCCUGUCACCUUUCGCUGUGCAGAAGAAAAAAACCAUGUCGACAAAAGAAUUACCAGAUUUGUUUUACCAGUCGGAGCUACAAUCAACAUGGAUGGAACAGCCCUCUAUGAAGCCGUGGCAGCUGUGUUUAUUGCACAGCUUAAUGACUUAGAGUUGGAUGUUGGCAAAAUAAUUACCAUUAGUGUCACAGCUACUGCAGCCAGCAUCGGAGCUGCAGGGGUCCCCCAGGCUGGACUAGUCACCAUGGUGAUUGUGCUGAGCGCAGUUGGGCUGCCUGCUGAAGAUGUUACCCUUAUCAUAGCAGUUGACUGGCUUCUGGACCGGUUCAGAACAAUGGUAAACGUCCUUGGAGAUGCCUUUGGUGCAGGGAUUGUGGAGAAGCUCUCCAAAAGAGAGCUAGAGCAAAUGGAUGUCUCUUCUGAAGUCAACAUAGUCAAUCCUUUUGCCUUGGAAACAACAAUACUCGAUAAUGAUGAACCGGAGACCAAGAAAUCCUACGUAAAUGGAGGUUUUGCCAUAGAUAAAUCUGACACCAUAUCAUUCACCCAGACAUCACAGUUCUGA
Molecule: messenger RNA, 1584 nt
Organism: Emys orbicularis (European pond turtle)
Lineage: Eukaryota; Metazoa; Chordata; Testudines; Emydidae
Gene: SLC1A1
Product: solute carrier family 1 member 1
Exons: 12
Coding region: 1-1584 (527 amino acids)
Biological process (GO): L-glutamate transmembrane transport
Cellular component (GO): plasma membrane
Molecular function (GO): L-glutamate transmembrane transporter activity; glutamate:sodium symporter activity; L-cysteine transmembrane transporter activity
Source: RefSeq, a predicted model, not a curated record